Molecule: messenger RNA, 2469 nt
Organism: Pogoniulus pusillus (Red-fronted tinkerbird)
Lineage: Eukaryota; Metazoa; Chordata; Aves; Piciformes; Lybiidae
Gene: ANGPTL7
Product: angiopoietin like 7
Exons: 5
Coding region: 120-1166 (348 amino acids)
Source: RefSeq, a predicted model, not a curated record
UCAUUGGAAGAAAGUUAGGUACCAGUCUGCUGGAGGACUUGCAGAAACUUCCAUAGCUACCCCAGCUGCAUUCAGACUAUUCACAGGGAGUUGGAAGUUUUCUGUUGCUGCAAGCAAAAAUGCCAGCAAGAUCCAGUGCCCAGCUGGCAUGGCUCUGCUUUGUUGCCGUGUCUGUGGCCAUCUACCCUGCACUGCUGCAGAAGCCUCCUAAAAGGAGAACAAUCAAUGGGAACGCACAGUCCAAGCUGACAGCCUGCUGCGACGAGAUCAAGGAGCUCAAGCUGCAAGUGGCCAACCUCAGCAGAAUGCUGCAGGAGCUGAGCAAGAAGCAGGAGGGGGACUGGGUGAACGUGGUGAUGCAGGUGAUGGAGCUAGAAGGGAGCACCAAGCAGAUGGAGUCUCGCCUCAUUGAUGCUGAGAGCAAAUACUCCGAGAUGAACAACCAGAUAGACAUCAUGCAGCUCCAGGCAGCUCAGACCGUCACGCAGACUUCAGCUGUAGAUGCUGUCUAUGACUGCUCUUCACUUUACCAGAGGAACUACCGAAUCUCUGGUGUUUACAAGCUACCUCCUGAUGAAUUCCUGGGCAGUCCAGACCUGGAGGUGUUCUGUGACAUGGAGACAGAUGGAGGUGGCUGGACUAUCAUCCAAAGGCGUAAAGUUGGUUUGACAUCUUUCAAUAGGGACUGGAAACAAUACAGGGAUGGAUUUGGCAACAUUAGGGGAGAUUUUUGGCUGGGAAAUGAAAAUAUCUACAGACUCUCAAGACGCCCCACUGUUCUGAGAGUGGAGUUGGAGGACUGGGAAGGUAACCUCCGCUACGCACAGUACCAGCAGUUCACCCUGAGCAACGAGCUCAACAGCUACCGGCUCUUCGUGGGCAACUACAGCGGCAACACAGGGCGCGACUCCCUGCGCUACCACAACAACACAGCCUUCAGCACGAAGGACAAGGACAACGACAAGUGUGUGGACGACUGUGCCCAGUUCCGUAAAGGUGGCUACUGGUACAACUGCUGCACAGAUUCCAACCUGAACGGGGUUUACUACCGCAAGGGAGAGCACACCAAGAACAUGGAUGGCAUUACCUGGUACGGAUGGCAUGGAUCAACCUACUCACUGAAGAGAGUUGAGAUGAAGAUCCGGCCAGAGGACUUCAAACCAUAGAGGGAACCAAUAUUUGCUUUGUACAGCUAUGUGAUGCCACUGCUGAAGGUGGGCAACAGAGAGCUCCAAGUCAGCCAGACAACUGUUCAUUUCAUCUAAUAUGUGCAACAGCUACAUACUGCCUGUGUACACAGAGGCAGGGCUCAGCAUUACUUCCUCCUCUUAGGACUCUUUCCAAAGGGAAAAAAUGCUGCAUUAGAGUAGGUUAGGAGAGAAUGCACUUACAGCACCUUCAGAAAACCCACUGGUCUGCUGUCACUAGUGUUGUGACUGGUGGGUUGCCUUAGCAUUAACCAGCCAGGCAGGGACUGAAGAAAGAAGGCCUCUGUCACCUUUCCUUCAGUGUCUAGAGGAAGCAUUGUUGAGUAACUCCUUCCAAGAGGGACUCACAUCACAGAAACACUCAUUUCAUACCAGAGGAAUCAAUCAGAAGUGCCCCUGACACACCUUUAUUUAGCGUACAGUAAGUGUCUUACAUUCCCACACAGAAAAAAGCAAAGCUCAAAAGUUUCAGAUCAAUUAGGAUUGCCCAGGUUCCCUCUUCAAGUUUUACUGCCACCUUCUACUGCUGCCUCAAGCAGAUACCCACAGAUGGUCGGCUCUCAGCAGACAGUAACCCUGAAGGAAGGAUUUCUCCUGUAUGCUCUGUGACACUUAUUCCUAUCCACAGAUCACCUAAAGGUUGAUUAAUUACAAAGCAACUUACUGGGCUGUCACAAACUUACGUUCAGGCCAGAACAUAAGCAUGCCACAUGGCUGUAAAACUAAGAGAACAGCAGGUCAGCAGAAAAACAUCCAGAGCCAGCCACACACUCAACUCCAACAAUAAAAAACAUUGUAUCCCUGAGCAAAACACCAGCAGGCCCCAGUGAACCCAUUGAGGGCCAGAAGCUAUUCCAACCUGAGGGGACGUCUGCUAGCACAUCGCACUGAGGAACAUGAACAUCUGUUCUGAAGACCACCCAGUUACAAGCUACCUAGAGAUGUCACAAAUGAGUAUCCUUAACACAGUGUUAAAAAGAACAGUUACAAAAGAGAGACUCCUCCUGUAGCCAUACCACUGUUUGAGUAUGUUGGAAAAGAUAGUGAUAGUUAAUAUAUCUAUUUUUAUUCAUCCUAAAGAGAGUUUGAAUCUAAUUUAAACUGUUCAGUCUUGUGUGAAAUGGGAGAUAAAGGUGUCUUGGGAAUUGCCUUAAACAUAUUUGGUUAUUCAUGCUGUAAAUUUCAUCUGUGUGGAUGUAUUUUAUCUGUGGUCUGUAAAAUGACUUUUCAAAGGUUUCUAAACAUUUUCAUUUCUAAUAAA